Hordeum vulgare subsp. vulgare (domesticated barley) is the source of this 3893-nucleotide messenger RNA. RefSeq lists its product as uncharacterized. The coding region runs from base 248 to 3580 and encodes 1110 amino acids. Gene Ontology annotation, cellular component: membrane. Gene Ontology annotation, molecular function: antiporter activity; xenobiotic transmembrane transporter activity. The record is from RefSeq and is a predicted model, not a curated record. The transcript is spliced from 16 exons. Gene Ontology annotation, biological process: transmembrane transport. NCBI's taxonomy places the organism in Eukaryota, Viridiplantae, Streptophyta, Magnoliopsida, Poales, Poaceae.
CAGGUAUAUAUGUAGGGAGAAAAACCGUUUGUUUCUGGAGCCAUCCAUGAUUUUGACCAUUGAUUAACAAGCAUAGCAGCCUGGGCUAGCUAAGCGAGAACACAUCAGAGGUAUAUAUAGCUAGGGAGAGGGGAAAAGGCCGGGAGAGGAGAGGAGAGGAGAGGAAGGACGGAGGAAGAAGCAUCCUCCUCUGUCCUAUCCCUAUCCGUGGAGGGGGGGAGAGGGUCGGUCGAUUCGAUUCGACUCGAUGGACGGCAGCUUCGGCCGCCGCCGGAGCGGCAGCCAUGGCGGCGUGGACGGCGAGUGGCGGCGGUGGGCGGUGCUGGUGGCGACGGUGUGGGUGCAGGCGCUGACGGGGACCAACUUCGACUUCUCGGCCUACUCGUCGGCGCUCAAGGCGUCCAUGGGCGUCUCCCAGCAGUCCCUCAACUACCUGGCCACCGCGUCCGACCUCGGCAAGGCGUUCGGCUGGUCGUCGGGGCUGGCGCUGCUCUACAUGCCGCUGCCGGCGGUGCUGCUCCUGUCCGCCGCGCUCGGCCUCGCCUCCUACGCCCUCCAGUACUGCAUCCUCCUCCCCUCCUCCACGCUCGCCGCCACCCUCCCCUACCCCGCGGUGUUCUUGAUCUGCCUGGCAGCAGGGUGCAGCAUCUGUUGGUUCAACACGGUCUGCUUCGUGGUCUGCAUACGCAGCUUCUCCGCAGCCAACCGCCCCCUGGCCCUCUCCCUUUCCAUAAGCUUCAACGGGCUCAGCGCUGCCUUCUACACCCUCUUCGCCAACGCUCUCUCCCCGUAUUCCCCAUCCGUCUACCUCCUCCUCAAUGCCAUCCUCCCCCUCGCCGCCUCCAUCGUUGCGCUCCCAGCGAUCCUCCUCUGCCAUCCACAUGAUCACAGCAGCCUCCGCAGUGUGCCAAAGCAUGACAGGCGUGUCUUCCUCUGCUUCUACACCAUUGCAUUCGUCACCGGCAUAUAUUUACUGACCUUCGGUUCUGUCACCACAACCAGCUCUGCUGCAAGGGCCGUCCUCAUGGGCGCCAUGGCCCUCCUCACACUUCCUCUCAUCAUCCCUGCCGCCUCGAGUUGUUCUGAUGUAGGCACGCAUGGUCCUGACACUGAAUUGGCAUUCAACCACAAUGAUCCACAAAAGCCGCUCCUUCUCAACCAUGAUGACCAUACCGAGACCAACGGCAGCAUGGCACAUAAAACAGAGGAAUUGCAGCCCAAGGGCUGUUGCUGUGGGACGAUACUGGAUAAGGGCUGUGUGUUGGUUCUUGGUGAGGAGCAUAGUGCAAAGAAGCUCAUCCGGUGUGUUGAUUUUUGGCUCUACUACACAGCAUACUUUUGUGGUGCCACUGUUGGGCUGGUGUACAGCAACAACUUGGGGCAGAUUGCACAAUCGUUGCAAUGUCAACCACAGCUCACCAUGCUUCUUGCAAUUUACUCCUCUUGCUCCUUCUUCGGCCGCCUUCUCUCUGCACUCCCUGACUUCCUUCACGGGAGGGUGUCAUUUGCUCGGACAGGGUGGCUUGCGGCAGCGUUGGUGCCCAUGCCAGUUGCUUUCUUCUUAAUGUGGAAAUUGCACGAUGUAAACACUCUGAUAGCAGGAACGGCGUUAAUUGGCCUAAGCUCAGGUUUCAUCUUCGCUGCGGCAGUGUCAGUGACAUCCGAGCUCUUUGGACCAAAUAGCAUCGGUGUGAACCAUAACAUCCUCAUCACCAAUAUCCCUCUUGGCUCACUCCUCUAUGGACAGAUUGCCGCCCUGGUAUAUGAUGCAAAUGGAUUGAAGAGUACGGUACUGGACAAACUCACUGGCACGGUUGACACCAUGAUAGUGUGCAUGGGUGCGAAGUGCUACUCAAACACAUUCUUUGUGUGGGGUUGCAUCACAUUGCUGGGCUUGGCAUCAAGCAUAGCCCUAUUCUUGAGAACAAGACAGGCUUACGCUACUGCUGCUGGUCAAUCUAGUUCUAAUUACAAGAGGUUGGAUAUUGAAUGGAGGAGGGAGGGACGCACAGAAGCCGGUGUGGAUCAUGAAAAGUUCCAUGGCGGCGCCUAUGGCCGCGCCGCCGACGGCGAUCUUCAUCCGACAGUCAAGGGCGUGGUCGACGACGACGAGGACGCUUCCCGGGAGUCAGAGCCUGAAAUGAAGGAGGAGGAAGCUAUGGCUUCGAUGGGCACGCUGCCGGGAUGGCUCAGGCUUGACACGGUUGGGAUGGAUAUUCUGAGCAUCGCCGCGCCCGCUGUGCUCGCGCUCGCCGCAGACCCCAUCGCUGCGCUCGUCGACACCGCCUUCGUCGGCCAUAUAGGUUCAACUGAACUUGCUGCCGUGGGUGUAUCCAUUUCGAUCUUCAAUUUGGUGUCCAAGUUAUUUAAUGUUCCACUUCUUAACGUGACCACAUCUUUUGUUGCUGAGCAGCAAGCGGUAGAUGAUGGUUAUAGAAGAACAGGAGAAAAUGAAUUUCGAAGAUCCCCAGAUAAGUUGACUGAAGAAAGGAAGUUUCUUCCGGCAGUCACGACAUCUUUGGCUCUAGCUUCUGGUAUUGGGUUGAUGGAAACUGUGGCACUUAUUUUUGGAUCUGGAACAUUGAUGGAUGUCAUCGGUAUACCAGUGGAUUCCCCGGUGCGUAUACCAGCCGAGCAAUUUCUUGCUUUUAGGGCAUAUGGUGCUCCACCUAUCAUAGUAGCACUUGCAGCACAGGGUGCAUUUCGUGGGUUGAUGGAUACAAAGACACCUUUGUACGCUAUUGGUGUUGGUAACCUAGUAAAUGCAAUACUUGAUGCCAUAUUUGUCUUUCCGCUUGGUUUAGGAGUAAGAGGUGCUGCGUUGGCGACUGUAACAUCUGAGUACGUGAUAGCUUGCAUCCUCCUUUGGAAGUUGAAUAGUAAAGUAGUAAUCUUCUCAGGAAAGAUUAUUGCUGGUGGAGUGAUCCGCUACCUGAAAUCAGGUGGACUGCUGAUCGGUAGGACCAUAGCAGUGCUCCUCACCAUGACACUGUCGACAUCUCUCGCUGCAAAGGAAGGGGCUAUUCCAAUGGCUGGCCAUCAGUUAUGCUUGCAAGUAUGGUUAACAAUCUCUUUACUCAAUGAUGCGUUAGCUCUUGCUGGACAGGCUCUACUUGCAACUGAAUAUACGAAAAGAAAUUACAAGCAGUCGCGCAUUGUUCUGUACAGAGUUCUGCAGAUUGGAGGGGCGACUGGUAUGGCACUCGCUAUAAUCUUGCUUUUCGGGUUUGAGUCUUUCUCCUUGCUUUUCACAGACGAUCCAGCAGUUCUGGCUAUUGCCAAAUCUGGAGUAUGGUUCGUCGCCAUCUCCCAGCCAAUAAACGCUGUUGCUUUUGUGAUUGAUGGGCUCUAUUAUGGUGUAUCUGACUUCGCAUAUGCUGCAUACUCCAUGUUCUUUGCAGGAGCCAUAUCGUCGGCUUUCCUACUCGUUGCCGCUCCUCAAUUUGGUCUUGGUGGCGUCUGGGCCGGUCUCAUUCUUUUUAUGAGUUUGCGAGCAGUUGCUGGGUUGUGGAGGUUAGGGAGCAAAGGUGGACCCUGGAACUUGAUCUUGUCAGAGACUGACUUACGCGACAAAAUGUGAUACCCUAGAUAAUUUGAUGAGAAGAUGAAAAGAUAGAAAAUAAGACAUCUUGGCUUUCUUGUACAGUUACUUGGCAAAUACAUGUACAGAUCCAGUGGAAGUUGCAAACUUCAUUUACUGCCAAGGCAUUGUCACUAAGGUUGUAGCAGUAGAAGCACCUCUUACUUUGUUGUGGCAUUUGUUGCAAGUGCUACGGGUAGUUGGUUUGGUUGUCUUUUACACCUUCAGAUCUACCCUAGAUAUAUAAGCAUUCUCCACUUGGUUGUAGCGGUUAUUGCAAAUGCGACAAAAAAGUUGGUUUAGCUGUUUUGUA